UGCGAUGGCGGGUAGGCGGGUGGGGGUGGAGCCAGGGCCGGAAGUAGAACGGUGGCGGCAGCGGAGGCCUGGCAGCUCGGGACUGAGUGCAAGUAAUAGAAUCACCAUGAUUCUCCAGAGGCUCUUCAGGUUCUCCUCUCUCAUGCGGUCCAUGGUCUCAGUGCAUCUGAGGAGGAACAUCGGUGUUACAGCAGUGGCAUUUAAUAAGGAACUUGAUCCUGUACAGAAACUCUUCGUGGAUAAGAUUAGAGAAUACAAAACUAAGCGACAGGCAUCCGGAGGACCUGUUGAUACUGGCCCAGAGUAUCAGCAAGAGCUGGAGAGAGAGCUUUUAAGCUUAAGCAGGUAUGGUAAAGCAGACAUGAAUACUUUCCCUAACUUCAAUUUUGAAGAUCCCAAAUUUGAAGUCAUCGACAAACCCCAGUCCUGAAGAAAUAGUGUAAAAUGUAUUUGGUAAUUUGUCCUAGAUUAGUUGUACAACUGGUCGAAGUAUCGGGACAACGUACGUUUCUCACUGUCAAAUGUGUUCUUUUAAUUCUGAUUCCAAAUAAAUUAUUUGGUGAUGUUGAGUGUA
This is a messenger RNA of Lynx canadensis (Canada lynx), 574 nucleotides long. RefSeq names its product ATP synthase peripheral stalk subunit F6 (gene ATP5PF). NCBI's taxonomy places the organism in Eukaryota, Metazoa, Chordata, Mammalia, Carnivora, Felidae. The record is from RefSeq and is a predicted model, not a curated record. Gene Ontology annotation, molecular function: proton transmembrane transporter activity. Gene Ontology annotation, biological process: proton motive force-driven ATP synthesis.